Molecule: messenger RNA, 1314 nt
Organism: Spodoptera exigua (beet armyworm)
Lineage: Eukaryota; Metazoa; Arthropoda; Insecta; Lepidoptera; Noctuidae
Source: the annotation of a GenBank genome assembly
CAAAAACAUGUUUAGUAUCGGCGCACGCGCAGUUAACGCGCGAUCCUUGAACGAGAAUCUAGUGACAAUGAUAUGAUUAUACUGGGCCAACGUUGCGUACUUUUUAUUAGUACACAGUUGUUUAGUCAAGGGAAAACUGAGGACGUGUUUGUGUGUGUGUGUGUGUUAGUGUUACAAAAAAAAGGACAUGCUGUGAAGUGGUUUAGUGAUUUUUCGGUGCAUAUUUUUUUUGGUUUAUUUGUUUUUUAAAGAUUGUAGGUACCAAGGCAUCAUAAUGUUUGAGUGCUUCUUAGAAAUCGGCUUUGAGGCCGAACUAAACACGAAAGAAGAUCCAGAACUGAUGGAGUUAGCGUAUGAGCAGUGCAAGGAGAAUCUAGCUACCAGGGCGACAGCCAUCACAGAGCUUAGGCAAAUGAUAUUUGAUCGGGGUGAAUGCCACCCUAUAAGAACAGACGACGAAUACAUGCUGAGGUUUCUUCGUGCCAGAGAAUUCAUUGUACCAAGAGCACAUAAAUUGUUGGUCAGAUACUGCACGUUCAGGGAAGAGAACAAGCAUCUUUAUGAGGGCGUCGACCUUUGGGACCUGAUCAAGGUGAAGGAUGCGUAUGAGGGCACCAUGCUGGACCGACCAGAUACAGGCAGACUCUCUGUCUUCAGAUUCGGUCGUUGGGACCCAAGUGAGUACCCUGUGGAAGACCUGUUAAGAGCUGGUAUGGCGAUGACGGAGAUUGGUAUCAGACAGCCGAAGUUGCAGAUCCUGGCUGGAACUGUGAUCGUGGACCUGGAAGGCCUUACGUUACGGCAUGUGGCGGCGUUAACUCCAACAGUAGCCUACCAGAUUGUGUGUCUAAUGGGGCUAGCAGUACCAGCACGCCUAAAAGGGAUCCACAUCAUCAACUACUCCUGGAUCCUGAAUACCUUCUUCUAUAUCUUCAAGAAGUUCAUACCUCAACAGGCUUGGCAGUACAUACACUUCCAUGGCAACGACCUCAAAUCCCUCCAAAAACAUCUUGAUUUAGAGUGCCUCCCUCCCAGGUACGGGGGAAAAUGUAGGGCAGGCGCUAACUUCGGAGUCUGGUUGCAAAAGAUAAAGAAAUACAGAGACGAACAAUUCGAUAAGGAAAUGAAACAAUUGGGUUACGUUAUCAAAGAGUAAUUAUGCUGUCAACGCGAUAAUUGACAUUUAAUCGAUUACUCGAAAUGGACUGAUAGAUUAUAGUCUCUUAUAGGCCACAUUUACAAUUUACAUUGUACAGUCAAUAUUCUUUCAUGACUGUUUGACGAGGAACUCGAGUAGUACUCGAGUAGUUUCAA